This is a messenger RNA of Oryctolagus cuniculus (rabbit), 3518 nucleotides long. It is a transcript of the gene NEFL, whose product is annotated as neurofilament light chain. Gene Ontology annotation, biological process: neurofilament bundle assembly. The record is from RefSeq and is a predicted model, not a curated record. Lineage: Eukaryota; Metazoa; Chordata; Mammalia; Lagomorpha; Leporidae. Gene Ontology annotation, cellular component: axon; cytoplasm; postsynaptic intermediate filament cytoskeleton. Gene Ontology annotation, molecular function: structural constituent of postsynaptic intermediate filament cytoskeleton.
UGCGUCAGAAGCCUCGCGGCGUAUAAAUAGGGGUGGCAGGACGGCGCCGAGCCGCACACAGCCAUCCAUCCUCUCCUUUCCCUCUCUCCCCCGUCCUUCUUUCUCUCUCCAGGCCCCAUCUCCGGCCGCGGGCCAGAGGGGCACCGGCCGCCACCAUGAGUUCGUUCAGCUACGAGCCGUACUACUCGACCUCCUACAAGCGGCGCUACGUGGAGACGCCCCGGGUGCACAUCUCCAGCGUGCGCAGCGGCUACAGCACCGCGCGCUCCGCUUACUCCAGCUACUCGGCACCGGUCUCCUCCUCGCUGUCCGUGCGCCGCAGCUACUCCUCCAGCUCCGGCUCCUUGAUGCCCAGCCUGGAAAACCUCGACCUGAGCCAGGUAGCCGCCAUCAGCAACGACCUCAAGUCGAUCCGCACGCAGGAGAAGGCGCAGCUGCAGGACCUGAACGACCGCUUCGCUAGCUUCAUCGAGCGCGUGCACGAGCUGGAGCAGCAGAACAAGGUCCUGGAAGCCGAGCUGCUGGUGCUGCGCCAGAAGCACUCGGAGCCGUCCCGCUUCCGGGCGCUGUACGAGCAGGAGAUCCGCGACCUGCGCCUGGCUGCCGAAGACGCCACCAACGAGAAGCAGGCGCUCCAGGGCGAGCGCGAAGGGCUGGAGGAGACCCUUCGCAACCUGCAGGCGCGCUAUGAGGAAGAGGUGCUGAGCCGAGAGGACGCCGAGGGCCGGCUGAUGGAGGCGCGCAAAGGCGCUGACGAGGCGGCACUCGCUCGCGCUGAGCUGGAGAAGCGCAUCGACAGCCUGAUGGACGAAAUCGCCUUUCUGAAGAAAGUGCACGAAGAGGAGAUCGCCGAGCUGCAGGCGCAGAUCCAGUACGCUCAGAUCUCCGUGGAGAUGGACGUGUCCUCCAAGCCCGACCUCUCCGCCGCCCUCAAGGACAUCCGUGCACAGUACGAGAAGCUGGCCGCCAAGAACAUGCAGAACGCCGAAGAGUGGUUCAAGAGCCGCUUCACCGUGCUGACCGAGAGCGCCGCCAAGAACACCGACGCCGUGCGCGCAGCCAAGGACGAGGUGUCCGAGAGCCGCCGCCUGCUCAAGGCCAAGACCCUGGAGAUCGAAGCAUGCCGGGGCAUGAACGAAGCGCUGGAGAAGCAGCUGCAGGAGCUGGAAGACAAGCAAAACGCCGACAUCAGUGCUAUGCAGGACACGAUCAACAAACUAGAAAAUGAAUUGAGAACCACGAAGAGUGAAAUGGCACGAUACCUAAAAGAAUACCAAGACCUCCUCAAUGUGAAGAUGGCUUUGGAUAUUGAGAUUGCAGCUUACAGAAAACUCUUGGAAGGUGAGGAGACCCGACUGAGUUUCACCAGUGUGGGCAGCAUAACAAGUGGCUACUCCCAGAGCUCCCAGGUCUUCGGCCGGUCUGCCUAUGGCGGUUUACAGACCAGCUCCUACUUGAUGUCUGCCCGCUCCUUCCCGACCUACUACACCAGCCACGUGCAGGAAGAGCAGAUCGAGGUGGAGGAGACCAUUGAGGCUGCUAAGGCCGAGGAGGCCAAGGACGAGCCUCCCUCUGAAGGGGAAGCUGAGGAGGAGGAGGAGAAGAAGGAAGAGGGUGAGGAAGAGGAGGGAGCCGAGGAAGAAGAAGCUGCCAAGGAAGAAUCUGAAGAGGUAAAGGAGGAGGAAGAAGAAGGAGGUGAAGGUGAAGAGGGAGAAGAAACCAAAGAAGCAGAAGAGGAUGAGAAGAAAGAUGAAGGUGCUGGGGAGGAACAGGCAACCAAGAAGAAAGAUUGAAGCCCCUUUCCCUUAACUAUUCCAGGAAUAAUUCUCCCGAAAUCAGGUCAACCUCAUCACCAACCAACCAGUUGAGUUCCAGAUCUUCUAUGAAUUAAGAAGUCAAUAUAUGUAUAAUUCUGAGAUGACUUAGGUUGGACAUUCAAUGUUGUGCUAUGAAUUUGCUCCUUAAUGCAGAGUAUCUGUUUGCUUGCAGAGUGGCUUUCUGGCUUGCUGCCAGCCUGUGCAUGGUCCACGCUUAUGAGUUCAGGAUCUAUGGCAAUGUGAACCAUUCAGAUGUUUACAAUAAAAACACAACAUGAAUAAAUGAAUUACUUAUGUUAAUGUUAACCUUCAUGGAAAAAUAGUCCUUUGAACUUUUGGUGGUUAGAAAUUAAAGACCUCGAGUUAUGUGCAAUAAAUAGUAAAUAAAGUUACACUGAAUGAUGUAUUCCUUGCUGUGGUUGUUGACUCAAUUAAAAUAUCUUAAAAUGGCAUCAAUAUAAAUCAUAUACAAGUGCACUGUUGACCUUUUUUUUAAGUCAAAAUUUUUAGCAAUGACAAUACUUUUAAAUUCUUAAUUGGAAAUCCUGUGAGAUAAAGUUAGAGCCUCAUGAAAUCUCUCCCCUCAAGACAUAUAAUGAUAACAAAAAUUAUUAAAUGAGACAGCCUAAAUAACAACUUAGUUUGCCCCACAAAAUGUACUGUUAGGUUGAGGCAUGGCUUUUUAGGAGUUUAUUCUGAAACUGUGUGAUAAAUAUAUCCUUUAUGGUUAGCAGGUGCUAAUACAAUCUGUGCAGAACAUGAAUCCCACACAUUCAUGACUAUAACUACAUUUAAAAAUACAAUCUAAAUAUCACAUGUAGAAGUUGGAACCUGAGCAAAUGAUGCCAUUAGGAUAAAUACUUUUUUUAGUAAUGUAUAAUUUUGGGAGGAGGAUAUGAAUAUCAAAAGUUAUUUGCAAACAUAUUGUCUGCAGGCCUGAGCUCAUAAUUCCAUGUGCUGAUAGCUUAAAUUUGUUGCCUCAAGGAAAUAGCAUAUAAUGCCACACAUUUUUCAACCUUUUAUAAAUUACAGAUAUAGAUAGUGAGAUAAUUAUCAGUCACUUUGGGGGUGGGGGAGAUAAUGUACAUUAUAUUGGCAUUACUCUGUGCGUCUAUUGGGAAAUAUCUGAAUUUCAAUGAUAGCUCAACUGGUUGGACAUUGCAUCAAACACAUGUCCCUUCUGUCCUCCCUGUCCACUGUAAAGUUAUGAAAGCUCUUGCACUUGCAUUUGAUGUGGAAUAUAGAUGAAGCCGCUAACUGCUGCUCUGCUUCUGUCCUUGAAUGCUUUGUCAGCUAAUUUCAUUCAGUAUUUGUUUUCUGGAUAACUUUAAAAGUUAUGAAUUUCACCUGAAGCCAAAGUGGUGUCCAUUGAAAGUUUUUGUCCUAUAGCAUUACUUGUUUCUAGUUAAAUAUAUGUUAUUCUACAAUAGUUAAAAUAUUUAUUUGUUUACCAUUAUGAUAUGGAUUUGAACUUUGAAGGCUGUCAGAACAUCAGCUUCUGUAAAGAUGUGUAGUGUCCUCCAAAGCCAAGAUUUCCACAUUUAUGCCCAUUAGACACAGGCUAACACACACGGUAAAAGACAGAUGCAAACUGUGUGUUGAAAGUAACUUUAGCCAAAUGGAAAUGGCAGGCUGGUUGAAGAAAGAUCAUUGUACCAUACUCUAUCCUGUGUGCCAUAAUAAAAUACUAAAAAACCUAAA